This is a messenger RNA of Tricharina praecox, 816 nucleotides long. RefSeq lists its product as uncharacterized. Lineage: Eukaryota; Fungi; Ascomycota; Pezizomycetes; Pezizales; Pyronemataceae. The record is from RefSeq and is a predicted model, not a curated record. The transcript is spliced from 2 exons. Bases 204 to 785 code for a protein of 193 amino acids.
CACCGCUUACCUACCAGUCCAGCCUGACGUGCCGGAAUAUCCUACAAGAUGUCUACAUGAAUGUACUCCACAUACGCGUGAACAUCGAAACACGUCUCCGGCCGCGUGAAGGCUGGGGAUUUCCGCCGCACUCAUGAUAUCAAUACCGCUGUAUAACGUACUACGGCAGGCAUUGUAUAAAAUACCAAUUGAGUACUUGUACGAUGGGCUUGGAAUAUCUCGCUAUGUAUUGCACUCGUACGAUAGACUCGGAACAGGCCUCCCGCUCUGUAUGGCACUCGCAGAGUUCCGCUUUCCUUGAGUUACCUAUAUCGUGUAUCACCGUUGAAUGCAGCCAUCUCACUCGGGCCAAAACCGCCAACACCUUGCCCAUCUCUCGCAUUCCCUCGCUCCCUGCCUCCCUUUCUCCCUGCCUCCCUUUCUCCCUGCCUCCCUUUCUCCCUCCCUCUUCCACCGUACCGCAACCUCUAACAACGAACACUCUCCAACAACAACACAACGACAAGUCAUGUGCUUCGGCCGCAAACCUUCCCCCGCCUCGGCCGACCCGGCUUCUCCUGCCGCCGCCGUCCCUGCCGCUACCCCCGCCGGCAACGUCGUCCAGCCGGAAACUAAGAAGAAGAAGAAGGGCUUCGGUCUGUGGCCGGACUUCUCGGGCUCAGGUGAUGGUGGUGGUGGAGGCGGUAGUGGUGGUGGUGGUGAUGGUGGUGGUGGCGGCGGCGGCGGUGGUGGUGGAGGGAAUGGAGGCGGCGGAGGCGGAGGAAAUGGCGGCGGAGGUUAAUUGACGAAGGAAGCAACUGUUCAGCUGAGAAGCGG